UUUGGGCCUAGUUAUACAUAAAGAAUGUUUGGGCUUGGCCCACGUUCAAUAUCAGGAGACGAAAACAUAAAACAGACUUGAGAAGAAGAAAGCUCUUUUCUUUUAUGGUGCCAAGACUUCCCGAGUGAAAUCAAGGUAUAAAAGGAUAAUUGAAGGAUGGCAACCACUGCUUGUUUUAUAAUUGUGAGCAGGAAUGAUAUCCCUAUAUAUGAAGCUGAAGUUGGAUCUGCUACUAAAAGGGAAGAUGCUGCACAGAUGCAUCAAUUUAUAUUGCAUGCAGCUUUGGAUAUUGUUCAGGAUCUUGCAUGGACCACCAGCGCCAUGUAUUUGAAGGCAAUUGACAGGUUUAAUGAUAUGGUGGUGUCAGUUUAUGUUACAGCUGGUCAUACGAGAUUUAUGCUACUUCAUGACUCUCGCAAUGAUGAUGGAAUCAAGAGCUUUUUCCAGGAGGUUCAUGAGCUCUAUAUAAAGAUUCUUCUCAACCCCCUAUACUUGCCUGGUUCCCGCAUUACAUCUUCGCAUUUUGACACCAAAGUUCGGGCUCUUGCAAGAAAAUACCUAUAGAGGUGGUUGUUUAUAUACUGUAUGAAAGCUAUUGGGCUGAUGGAACGGAGUUAACCUUACAUCGACCCUUUUCAUGUCUUGGCAUUUGAGUAGUUUUAAAGACUUCCCUCGAGUUUUAUUCGUGAUGGUAAAAGAUUAUUGAUUGAGCAAUUUGCGUACCGUGUAUCAGAUGACUCGAUGAGUGCAUGAAACACAAGUAGCAGCCAAAUCUUCUUGAUGAUUUUUGUUCAACUUGUCGCUCAAAAUCUCAAUAUUAGCAGUCAAGACAGCGAUCAAAUGAUGUAUUUGUCUAUGUCGAUUCCAGGAUUGGCUUUCAUGGUGAUAUUAAAUGAAGCUUCAUUUAUAUUUUUA
Messenger RNA from Populus nigra (black poplar), 915 nucleotides. RefSeq lists its product as uncharacterized. The record is from RefSeq and is a predicted model, not a curated record. Gene Ontology annotation, biological process: endoplasmic reticulum to Golgi vesicle-mediated transport. The transcript is spliced from 6 exons. Gene Ontology annotation, cellular component: nucleus; cytoplasm; TRAPP complex. NCBI's taxonomy places the organism in Eukaryota, Viridiplantae, Streptophyta, Magnoliopsida, Malpighiales, Salicaceae. Bases 157 to 564 code for a protein of 135 amino acids.